Pristis pectinata (smalltooth sawfish) is the source of this 3381-nucleotide messenger RNA. It is a transcript of the gene copg2, whose product is annotated as COPI coat complex subunit gamma 2. The coding region runs from base 441 to 2840 and encodes 799 amino acids. The transcript is spliced from 24 exons. NCBI's taxonomy places the organism in Eukaryota, Metazoa, Chordata, Chondrichthyes, Rhinopristiformes, Pristidae. Gene Ontology annotation, biological process: protein secretion; endoplasmic reticulum to Golgi vesicle-mediated transport; intracellular protein transport. The record is from RefSeq and is a predicted model, not a curated record. Gene Ontology annotation, cellular component: Golgi membrane; COPI vesicle coat; endoplasmic reticulum. Gene Ontology annotation, molecular function: structural molecule activity.
AUAAUUGUUGGCGGUCUUUGAUUCUUGUGAAGGUUGAGAGUCUUUGGCGACAGAGGCCUCGCUGUGUCCGAGCAGCGCCGCCCGUUCGCAGUGAGACCGCAGGCCUCGUUAUUUGCUGCCGCCCUCGGCCCCACUUCGCCCCGCAUUCUGCCGGCGGGGAGGCUGUGCACCUCGGUGCGAACGGUUCAGCCCUUUCUCUUUGAACGUGUCGGACUUGUUGAGCAGGUGGAAGAAGCAGAACAUGCUGGAAACACUCAGCAGGAAGUGGAUCCAAUCCUUACCAGCAACUGGAAAAAAGUGCUGUCCUUCAAGAGGCCCGUAUAUUCAAUGAAACACCAUUAAAUCCAAGAAGAUGCUUGCAUAUCCUUACAAAAAUCCUCUACCUUCUCAACCAGGGAGAACAUUUUGGAACAACAGAAGCCACAGAAGCCUUCUUUGCAAUGACUAAGCUCUUUCAGUGUAAUGAUCAAACCCUUAGAAGAAUGUGUUACCUGACAAUUAAGGAGAUGGCUAACAUUUCAGAAGAUGUGAUAAUAGUCACAAGCAGCUUAACCAAGGACAUGACGGGGAAAGAUGAUGUAUGCCGAGGUCCAGCAGUGAGGGCACUGUGCCGCGUUACGGACAUGACAAUGCUGCAGGGGAUAGAACGUUAUAUGAAACAAGCUAUUGUGGAUAAAGUGCCCAGUGUAUCCAGCUCUGCCUUGGUCUCCUCUCUGCACCUUGUAUCUACAAGCUAUGAUGUGGUGAGGCGCUGGGUAAAUGAGGCACAAGAAGCUGCUUCCAGUGACAAUAUCAUGGUGCAGUACCAUGCUUUAGGUCUUUUGUUUCAUAUCCGAAAGACUGACCGCUUAGCUGUUAUGAAAAUGAUAAAUAAAUUCACCAAGUGUGGCCUGAAGUCACCAUUUGCCAUUUGCAUGCUCAUCCGCAUUGCAAGUAAGCUCCUUGAGGAGAUGGAUGGUAGGCAGAACAGCUCCUUGUUUGAUUUCAUCGAAGGCUGCUUGCGCAACAAACAUGAAACGGUUGUCUAUGAAGCAGCAUCAGCCAUUGUCCGGCUUCCCAAAUGCACUAGUAGGGCACUGGCACCUGCAGUGUCGGUGCUCCAACUUUUCUGUAGUUCUUCCAAACCAGCUUUGAGAUUUGCUGCUGUUAGAACUCUCAACAAAGUUGCAAUGAAGCACCCAUCUGCUGUGACUGCCUGUAAUCUGGACCUUGAAAACUUGAUCACAGACUCAAACCGCAGCAUUGCCACACUAGCCAUCACUACGCUGCUGAAAACUGGCAGUGAGAGUAGCGUGGAUCGGCUCAUGAAACAAAUCUCGACCUUUGUGUCUGAAAUAUCAGAUGAAUUUAAGGUGGUUGUGGUGGAGGCGAUCAACAUACUUUGCCAGAAAUAUCCUCGCAAACACAAUGUUAUGAUGAACUUCCUGUCCAAUAUGCUAAGGGAUGAGGGCGGGUUUGAGUACAAACGUGCCAUUGUUGACUGCAUAAUUAAUAUCAUCGAAGAAAAUCCAGAGAGUAAAGAAACUGGCCUAGCCCAUUUAUGUGAGUUUAUCGAAGACUGUGAGCACACAGUGCUUGCCACUCGUAUACUUCACCUGCUAGGCAGGGAAGCACCCAAGACUUCAGUUCCUUCCAAAUACAUUCGGUUUAUAUUCAACAGAGUGGUGUUGGAGAAUGAAGCAGUGAGAGCUGCUGCUGUUACUGCAUUAGCAAAAUUUGGAGCCCAGAACGAGGAGUUGUUUCCAAGUGUCUUGGUUCUUUUACAGAGGUGCAUGAUGGACUGUGAUGAUGAAGUUCGUGAUCGUGCAACAUUCUAUGUGAAUGUAUUACAACAACGCCAGAAAGUUCUUAAUGCAAACUAUAUUUUUAAUGGUUUGUCCGUAUCUAUUCCAGGACUGGAACGAGCUUUGCAUCACUAUACCCUGGAACCUUCAGAUAAACCAUUCGACAUGAAGUCUGUGCCCCUAGCCACUGCUGUUAAUGUUGAGCAGAAAACUGAAAUGACCCCUGUUGCCAGUAAACAGCUAGAGAAGAUGGCAUCAUUGUGUCAAGACAUAUUCCAAGAACAACUUGCAGCAAUUCCAGAAUUCAAGAAUCUUGGCCCACUCUUCAAAUCCUCGCCACCGGUACAGCUCACAGAACCAGAAACUGAGUACGUGGUCCGUUGUAUCAAACACACGUUCAAAAAUUAUAUGGUUUUUCAGUUUGACUGCACCAAUACCCUGAAUGACCAGUUACUGGAGAAGGUCACCAUAGAGAUGGAGCCUUCGGAUUCAUAUGAUGUGGUUUGUUAUGUGCCAGUGCCAGCUCUUCACUUUAACCAACCUGGCUCCUGUUACACGCUGGUGCUGCUACCAGAGGAUAAUGCCACAGCAGUUUCCUGUACAUUCAGGUGCACAAUGAAAUUUGUAGUGAAAGACUGUGAUCCCAGCACUGGACUGCCAGAAGCUGAAGGCUAUGACGAUGAGUAUGUGUUAGAGGACAUGGAAGUGACCAUUUGUGAUCAUAUACAGAAGAUCUUGAAGCCUAAUUUUGCAGUUGCUUGGGAAGAAGUAGAUGAAUUUCAGAAAGAGGAAGCAUUUGCACUGUCUUCUGUGAAGACAUUGGAUGAGGCUGUGAAUAAUAUAAUUAGUUUCCUUGGCAUGCAGCCAUGUGAAAGAUCAGAUAAGGUCCUGCGAAAUAAAAACACCCACACUCUCUAUCUGGCAGGUGUUUUCAGAGGUGGUUAUGACGUCCUUGUACGUGCCAGACUAGCAAUGGCAGAAGGAGUGACAGUGCAAGUGACUGUCCGAAGUGCAAUAGAGAUGGCAGUGGAUGUGAUUCUGAGUUCUGUUGGUUAAGCUUACUACAGUUUCUCCCUUCAGGAAGUUUUGCAUGUUUUAAACUACUUAACUUUAAUAGGGACCAAAUUAGGUAGUAAAUUUAAAAAAAAAUUGUAAAAUGUUGAAACUGGUGUUUGACUUUACAGUUCCUUUUGUAAGCUGUGCAUGUGAGAGAAUGUUGAGUUUGCACCAAGGGCUGUCAUUUAGUGUUGUUGUAAUAUUCAUUUGAGUCCAGUUAAGGGCAUGAUUCCAAUGGGUGAACUGCUCUUGAACAGCAACAUUGUUGAAACUUUAUUUUUGGAUUGUUUUGUUCAGUUUAAAACAUCUGAAAAUUCUAGAGCCCUAUUAACAAAGAUGAUUUUUCUCAAGAAUAAAUUUUUCUACCAGUUGAAUCUCUUUUGCAACAAAGGCUGGGAAAAGUCUAGAAAAAUGCAUAUUUUUUCUUGGUCUGUCUCAAUUACAAACAGUGUAAUGUUUUAUUUGAAAGUUGUAAUGACUGAACAUUGUGUCAAAUGCUAAGCCUUGAGAAACAAUAAAACUGUCCACGCAGUUUAAAGAA